Messenger RNA from Hippopotamus amphibius kiboko, 3264 nucleotides. Its product is annotated as formin-2-like. The record is from RefSeq and is a predicted model, not a curated record. Gene Ontology annotation, molecular function: microtubule binding. The transcript has 4 exons. Bases 1 to 3264 code for a protein of 1087 amino acids. Lineage: Eukaryota; Metazoa; Chordata; Mammalia; Artiodactyla; Hippopotamidae. Gene Ontology annotation, biological process: intracellular transport; actin nucleation. Gene Ontology annotation, cellular component: cytoplasm; nucleus; endoplasmic reticulum membrane.
AUGAGCGCCAAGUGGUCAAGAUGCCUCCUGGUGGAUCAGAAGCUCUGCUCUACCAGAUUAGAAAGCCCUUACUUAGCCUUGUGUUUAUUAACAUUCGUGCAACAUGUCGAACUUCAAGCUUCUCGAGCUGUUAGCAAAGCCAGUUUCCAGCGGACAGUUUCCACUACUGAAUGCUCCCAGGAAGCACUGUGCCAAGCAUGGGUGCCAAGAUCACAGAGCACAGACCUAAACUCGGCAGAGGAGUGUUUUAGAGACGCCUUUCUGGGUGGAGUCUGGACCGAGGGGUGUUCGCAAGAUCAACUUUACACCUGGGCUGCAGUUAGUCAGCCCACACACUCACUGGAUUAUAUAGAAGGGCAGUUUCCCAGGAGAGCCCCAGCUGCUUGGCCACCGUCGAAACCUCCUGACCAAGAGCACAGGCCCAAGGAUGCUGACACAGAGUCUCAAUCUGCUGUUUUAGAAACUCCGAAAAAAUGUUCAGAUGCUGCUCAGCAGGAAGUUUGUGACAUGAAGUCUGAGGAUCAGGCCACUGUCAUUCAGCAGCUGGAGCAGACCAUUGAGGAUCUGAGGACCAAAAUAGCUGAGCUAGAGAAGCAGUACCCGGCCGCAGACUCAGAGGCGGCCCCCGCCAGAGACGUGUGUCUCGAAGCUCUCAGGUUGGGAGAAAAGGACGUAGGGCAUCAAAGGAUUUUACAGGCAAAGUCCAUCCAGACAUCCCCGACAGAGGAGGGUGGGACGCUGCCACCUCCUCCCGUGGGCGUCCUGCCUGGCGCCGCAGUUGGAGAUUCAGCCGGGACAUCCUCACCUCCGGGACCUCAGACCAAAUUCUGCUCAGAGAUUUCUUUGGUCGUGUCUCCAAGGCGGAUAUCAGUUCAGCUCGACGCACAUCAGCCCCUCCAGCUUCCGCCCCCUGCAUCACUGCCCUGGUCUGACGGUCAAGGACAGGCCGGCUCACAGCCUUCCCAUCCUUCUCUUCACACGGAGUCUGGAACCAGCCACGAGUACUCUGCUUUCCCAUCUUCUGAAAACGGCCGUAACAUCCCCCCUGCGCCGCCUCUGCCUCCGGAGUCCUCCCACCCGAUGCCUGGCCUGGGCACUGCGGCUCCCCCACCGCGCCCUCCCCCUGCCGCACCUGGGCCUUUGCUGCCCAGCCCAGCGGGUCCCUCACCUUCCCCUCUGCCGGGUCCAGAGAUGGUGCCACCCCGUCCCCCACCUUUGCCUGGUGAGGGAAUUCCUCCUGCUCCUCCUGCCCCACCUCUUCCUGGAGUGGGAAUUCCUCCUGCUCCCCCUCUUCCUGGUAUGGGAAUACCUCCUCCCCCGCCUCUUCCUGGAGUGGGAAUUCCUCCUGCUCCCCCUCUUCCUGGUAUGGGAAUACCUCCUCCCCCGCCUCUUCCUGGAGUGGGAAUUCCUCCUGCUCCCCCUCUUCCUGGAGUUGGAAUACCUCCUGCCCCACCUCUUCCUGGAGUGGGAAUUCCUCCUGCUCCCCCUCUUCCUGGAGUGGGAAUACCUCCUGCCCCACCUCUUCCUGGAGUGGGAAUUCCUCCUGCUCCCCCUCUUCCUGGAGUGGGAAUACCUCCUCCCCCACCUCUUCCUGGUAUGGGAAUUCCUCCUGCCCCCCCUCUCCCCAGUGAAGGAAUACCUCCUGCCCCCCCUCUUCCUGGAGUGGGUAUUCCUCCUCCCCCGCCUCUUCCUGGUAUGGGAAUACCUCCUCCCCCUCCUCUGCCAGGUGAAGGAAUACCUCCUGUUCCACCUCCUCCUUUGCCUGGUGUGGGGAUUCCACCUCCUCUAGCCCCUCCCCCUCCUCCCCUUCCUGGAACAGGCCUUCCUCUCCCACCACAAGUUGGGAGUAGCACUUUACCGGCACCGCAGGCGUGUGGAUUUCUUCCUCCUCCAUUGCCAACUGGCUUGUUUGGAUUCGGGUUGAACCAGGACAAAGGGAGUAGAAAGCAGCCAAUAGAGCCUUGUCGGCCAAUGAAGCCUCUGUAUUGGACCAGAAUUCAACUGCACAGUAAAAGAGACUCCAGUGCUUCACUUAUUUGGGAAAAAAUCGAAGAGCCAUCCAUAGAUUGUCAUGAAUUUGAGGAAUUAUUUUCUAAAUCUACUGUAAAGGAAAGGAAGAAACCGAUUUCUGACACCAUCACAAAGACCAAGGCUAAACAAGUUGUCAAGUUACUAAGCAACAAAAGGUCACAAGCAGUUGGAAUAUUGAUGUCUAGCCUUCACUUAGAUAUGAAAGAUAUACAACAUGCUGUGGUGAACUUGGACAAUUCUGUGGUUGACCUGGAGACCCUUCAAGCUCUUUAUGAGAAUAGAGCACAGUCCGAUGAACUGGAAAAAAUUGAAAAGCACGGCCGGACCUCCAAAGACAAGGAAAACACCAAAUCUCUGGACAAACCUGAGCAGUUCCUUUACAAACUGUCACUAAUCCCCAACUUUUCAGAGCGAGUCUUUUGCAUCCUGUUUCAGUCCACAUUUUCAGAAAGCAUUUGCUCAAUUCGGCGCAAACUGGAGCUGCUACAGAAGUUGUGUGAGACAUUAAAAAAUGGCUCAGGGGUCAUGCAGGUUUUGGGUUUGGUUCUUGCCUUUGACAACUACAUGAAUGGUGGAAAUAAGACUCGGGGACAGGCAGAUGGUUUCGGGUUAGACAUUCUUCCGAAGCUGAAAGACGUCAAAAGCAGUGACAAUAGCAGAAGCCUUUUGUCAUAUAUCGUGUCCUAUUAUCUUCGCAAUUUUGAUGAGGAUGCCGGGAAGGAGCAGUGUGUGUUUUCACUGCCCGAACCCCAGGACCUCUUUCAGGCCUCACAGAUGAAAUUUGAAGAUUUUCAAAAAGACCUCAGAAAACUCAAGAAAGACUUGAGAGCCUGUGAGGUUGAAGCAGGAAAAGUGUACCAGGUGUCCUCAGAAGAGCACAUCCAGCCUUUCAAAGAAAACAUGGAACAAUUUAUUAUUCAAGCUAAAAUUGACCAAGAAGUAGAGGAGAACUCACUGACAGAGACUCAUAAAUGCUUUUUGGAGACUACAGCCUAUUUCUUCAUGAGACCAAAACUUGGAGAGAAGGAGGUGUCCCCAAAUGUUUUCUUCAGUAUCUGGCAUGAAUUCAGCUCUGACUUUAAAGAUUUUUGGAAGAAAGAGAACAAACUUAUUCUACAAGAGAGAGUAAAAGAAGCUGAAGAGGUGUGUAGGCAGAAAAAGGGAAAAUCACUUUAUAAAAUAAAACCAAGACAUGACUCUGGAAUUAAAGCAAAAAUAAGUAUGAAAACCUGA